CGCGACAAGUAGAUUUUGGACUCUCGUAGAACAACGCGCAAUCAUUGCCUCUACAAAACUCACACCAUGUGAACACGAUUCUGUCAACAUGUCUACAUUCGAUGUUAUUCCAAUUGCGCGCUUCGCAGGCUCUAGUGCUGCGAUCAAGAGACCACGGGAAAUUGCAUGCUUCUCAUAUGACAGCGAACACAAGUUCCGCCUCGAUGACUCCUCGAUCAACUAUUACUACCCACCCGCGCUUCCUGCGGACCUCAACGCGGGCUUCGAGACGUUUAACAACUUGAGGGAGGACCAGAAGGGCGAUGAGCAUAUUGACAGCUUGCUGAAGACGAUCAUGGCAUUGGAGAAGAAGGAGGGCAAGAAGUGCGAGGCAGACUUCGUGACGUGGAGGGGCAUGAUGACCAAGAUCAUGGCUGCGCCGUUUGACAUGUUCAGCGAGUUCGAGAUGUACGCAACGUGUUACCAAGGAACGAUCUUUAUCGAAGAAGACUACCAGUGGCACCUCGACCAGCGUGCCAAACAGUUGACCCAAAAGUCACGCCGUCAACAUUCGGCAUCACAAGAGCUGAUGCAGUACUGGGGCUACAAAUUCGAAACCCUCGCCCUAAUCCCGGACAUCUGGGACAACGUAUCGCGCGAAUACAUUGAGUCGCGGCCCUCGCUGCCCGUCAGCAACAAGGCCCAAUACUGCUCCGUCGUCCGCACUGCCAUCGGCACCUCCUCUAUGGUCAUCGGCGGCGAAGUAGACGCCCUAUGGGACUCCAAGCCCUCCAAACCCUCUCCCGACCCAACCUCCACCUCCACCUUCAGCCUCCAAGACGACCCCUCCACCGACGAACCCAUAAAUUGGGUCGAGCUCAAAACCGCAAUUUGGCCGGCAACGACCGGAGAAAUGCUCACAUUCGAGCGUAAGCUGCUCAAGUUCUGGAUCCAAUCCUUCCUGCUCGGCGUGCCGCGCAUCAUCGUUGGCUUCCGUGACAGGCACGGCAUCCUGCGCAGCCUCGAGGAGCUGCAGACACACAGCUUGCCCGGGAUGGUCAAGCGGCAGCACGCGUCUUGGGACGGCAAUACGUGUGUGAACUUUGCGGCUGGGUUCUUGGCGUACCUCAAAGAGACGGUGACUACGCCAGAAAAAUACCGCAUCCGCCGCACAAAGGGCUCGCCGACAAUCGAAGUCGUCAAACUCCCGAGCGCACUCGGCGACUACUCGCACAUCCUCUCCGCAGAGUUUGUGCAGUGGCGGGAGGAGGGCGGCAACGAGACGUCUGGUUGA
Messenger RNA from Pseudovirgaria hyperparasitica, 1273 nucleotides. RefSeq names its product rai1 protein. Lineage: Eukaryota; Fungi; Ascomycota; Dothideomycetes; Acrospermales; Acrospermaceae. Gene Ontology annotation, biological process: nuclear-transcribed mRNA catabolic process; NAD-cap decapping. The record is from RefSeq and is a predicted model, not a curated record. The transcript has 9 exons. Gene Ontology annotation, molecular function: mRNA 5'-diphosphatase activity. The coding region runs from base 89 to 1273 and encodes 394 amino acids. Gene Ontology annotation, cellular component: cytosol; nucleus.